AAUUAGCAAGUUGCACCUUCUCUCUCAGGAUUGUUUUCUAUAUGUAUCAUCAUUGGCUAUUGCUCCCACCCUCUUAGUCCCUCACUGCCACCUCCCACUCCCUUACUGCCACCUCUCAUGGACUCUCGACGUCACCGUCAGCGCUUACCGCAGCAGGAGUCAUCGCGCCCUUGAGUCCUCGCCGUCUUCCAGUGUUUGCCAUCUUCGUCGUCUUCGCAUCGGAGCGUCGUCUUGUCAUCGCAUCUUCGCCGAUCUUACUGGUCUUCGCCGGUCAGUUGCUCUUUCGUCGAUGGCAAAUAAGGUAGGUCAAAGAAGCUUAUUACUGAAGCUUAGGUAUCCUGAGAUUUGCAUGGAAUUCAAGUCAAUUGAGCCAGAUGGAUGUUAUUUUGGUCGAUGCAGGCAAAGCCGAAGGGAAUUUCGUGAUGUAUAUGAAACACGACAUAUUGGUUGCGAUCAAGCUCGAUCACUUGUUGGUUUGACGGAUUUCUUCUACUUCGGUGAGGUUACAAAGAAGAAGGACUUUUUGCUUGAUUUUUAUACAAACCUUGAUAAAAAUGAUGCAUAUGGUGCACAAGAUCCUCGAGGGAGGAAACAUGAGAAUCGAGUUGAGCAAAGAACUGCAGAGACAUGCGAAAGUGGAAGCCUAGGUAAUCUAUGACAGGGAAAGUGAAAGAUCAAGAGGCUUUGGAUUUGUGACUUACAACAGCCUUGAAGAGGUCAACAGUGCUAUUGAGUCUUUAGAUGGCGCGGUGAGCAUGCAAAUCUACUCCUAGUAUUCCAUUUGCUAAUCACAAAUAACAAUUUAAUGAGUUUGAACUUGUCCAUUUGUAUAUGUUACAUCAUAUCAUUGUUUGAUUAUUUUGUAUUAGUUAUUUAUUCUUUUGUUCUUGAAAACAUAUGAAGAAGCUAAUAUUUCUGCAUUUUCUUAUUGCGACAUGUAUAUACUUUUCUUAUGUUGUUCUGUGGAAUCAUGAGCAUCCCCUGACAUAUGAUUUCCACAACUAUAUGCUUCGAAGCAUGGAUAAUGAAUUUCGUGACAUUGUUGGUGUUAGUGACAACAUUGGUGAAACUAAAGAUGGAACAGGUGGACAUGUUCUUUGUGCAAUUGAUAUGCCAAGUUUUAGAUGUUGUUUGUAUUUUUCUUUUUUUUUUAAAUUUUCAAUGUGCAAUGAGAAAUUGAGAUGUGUAAUGUAUAAUGAAUUUUAUAGAAGGAGAAUCACAUUUGUAUAGCCAGAUUAAAACUUCUCUAAAGAAGUUAGUUAAUACUUACUUUUACAUGAUAUUUACUUUUAGAUGAUA
Molecule: messenger RNA, 1299 nt
Organism: Arachis duranensis
Lineage: Eukaryota; Viridiplantae; Streptophyta; Magnoliopsida; Fabales; Fabaceae
Exons: 6
Coding region: 290-658 (122 amino acids)
Source: RefSeq, a predicted model, not a curated record